AUGCCUGUCAUCAAGGUUGGUGUCUCGGUUUCCCUGUCCGGCCAGUUUCAAACCCAGGGGCUACAGGCAUUGGCCGGUUUACAGGCUUGGGCCGAGGACGUUAACCGUGCGGACGGUUUGGCGGUGGCAGGCCGUCGAAACACCCUAAAAGUUGUCCACUACGACGACGCCAGCGUUGCCGAAGGCGCCACCCGUGCCACCCAGACCCUGAUUGAGCGGGACCGGGUUGACCUGCUGUUCGGCCCCUAUUCCAGCGGACUGGCCAACGCUGCCGCCACCGUAUCCGCCGAACACGGGCAGGUACUGUGGAACCAGGGCGGCGCUGCGGAUGAAAUAUAUCAACCCGGUAGCCGGGUAGUGGGCACUCUGAACGGGGCGCGGGAGUACUUGUCAGAAUUGCCGGGACUCCUCCGGAGUUCCGACCCCUCCGCCAGCACUCUUGCCAUUGUUCGUUGCUCGGCCGGGGCUUUUCCCAGGCAGGUCAGCGAGGGCAUGGAAACCCAGGCAGUUGCACAAGGCUUCACCAACGUUAUCGACCUUGAAUUCCCACCCGAACAAUCGGACUUUUCCUCUAUAGUUUCCCAGUUACACCAAGCAGACCCGGACCUGUUGCUGGUAGUGGGGCGCAUCAGGCACGACAUUUCUCUUUGCAGGGCCCUUAUUUCCCAAUGGAAGACCGCCCCACGGCCCAGGGCAACAGCGGUAGUAGCCGCUGGCAUUGCCCGCUUCAGGACGGAACUGGGGAGCGACGUUGACGGCUUCAUCGGACCCAGCCAGUGGGAACCUCCCGCGUUGCACGAUUCAGGGAUAUUGCCCUGCCCUUACAUUGGCCCCUCGCCAAAACAGCUUAUGGUAUCGUUGGAGUGUGCCAAACACUCCAAUGGCGGCCUGCCCAUUGACUACCCCAUGGCCCAGGCCUAUGCCGCCGGCCUUGUGGCCCAGCGUUGCCUGGAAGAGGCCGGCACCCCUGACCCUACGGCGCUUUGGAAUGCCGCAGUGAGCCUGGACUUUCACACAUUUUUCGGAAGAUUCAGAAUUGACCCGGCGACGGGAAAACAGGUUGGGCGUUCAGUUUUCAUGGUUCAAUGGCAGCAGGGAAGAAAAGUCGUAAUCUGGCCCCCGGAAUACCGUCAGGCAAGUCUGCAAAUACAAUAG
Molecule: messenger RNA, 1155 nt
Organism: Geodia barretti
Lineage: Eukaryota; Metazoa; Porifera; Demospongiae; Tetractinellida; Geodiidae
Source: the annotation of a GenBank genome assembly